UCAGAGAGCACAGCCGAACGGAUCCGACGGGAUCGGGGAAUGUUGAUUGCUUCAUCCUCAUUAAACCUUCUGCACUAAUUCACCAGCAUCAAAGGACAGCAGCUCCUGUGGGUUUUCACUACCAGCGGUUUUAUUGAACGAAAUACAGUGAUGCACGGCACCGGAGCAGAGAUGAUCCCGGAGGUUUCUGCCGCCGCGAGUUUCGUUUGCAGACUCUUGCGGAGCCGCGGACGCUUGAGUGACGCGCAGCUGCACGUGUUCAGAGACUGUCUCGCGCACGCGCUAUCAGAACACUACCAGCACCACUGGUUCCCUGACAGGCCGCAGAAGGGAUCCGGUUACCGCUGCAUACGGAUCAAUCAUGAAAUGGACCCUCUGAUUGGCCGAGCGGCCGGUCACAUCGGACUGACCAGCGGGCAGCUGUUCUCGCUCCUGCCGCGUGAGCUGACGCUGUGGGUCGACCCGUACGAAGUGUCCUACCGCAUCGGCGAGGACGGCUCCAUCUGCGUACUGUACGAGGCGGAGCCACCCAGCUCAAGCCACGCCCCCUCAGCGUACGACCACACGGCGAACUGCAAAAGCCGCUUCAUGAUGAGCGGUCGCACGAGUCCACCCAAAAACUACCUGAUGAUGGUGUCCAGCUGAACGCACGCGACCGGUGUCCGCCGGUGUCGCGCCUUACCGCCGAAAGUCUACCGUUCCUGCGACUUCACAUUUCAGGCCUUUAUUUAAGACGAACUUUAAAACACUGGUUGUUGCGCAACCGGACAACUGACUCUAGAGAUAUUUCAGCACUGUGACUGCCACUGUGUUUAUUUUUACAAACCCAAAACAGGUUUUGGGUGUUUCCACUGGUGCUCACGCACGGUUUCAGUGCAAUUACGAUGAUACCUCACGACUCUCGCAAGAAUGCAAAGCAAUUUGAAUUGGGCUUUGCGCAAACCUUUUUAGCAAUUUGACUUCAGAUUUUUGUACGUUUGCAAAGCUCACUCAUGAUGAUAACAAUAUAACUUGUUUGCGCUUUUGCUUGCUA
Molecule: messenger RNA, 1033 nt
Organism: Carassius carassius (crucian carp)
Lineage: Eukaryota; Metazoa; Chordata; Actinopteri; Cypriniformes; Cyprinidae
Gene: btg2
Product: B-cell translocation gene 2
Exons: 2
Coding region: 151-645 (164 amino acids)
Biological process (GO): negative regulation of mitotic cell cycle; negative regulation of cell population proliferation
Cellular component (GO): nucleus; cytoplasm
Source: RefSeq, a predicted model, not a curated record